This is a messenger RNA of Daldinia caldariorum, 1529 nucleotides long. RefSeq names its product P-loop containing nucleoside triphosphate hydrolase protein. The transcript has 2 exons. Bases 238 to 1158 code for a protein of 306 amino acids. The record is from RefSeq and is a predicted model, not a curated record. Gene Ontology annotation, biological process: iron-sulfur cluster assembly. NCBI's taxonomy places the organism in Eukaryota, Fungi, Ascomycota, Sordariomycetes, Xylariales, Hypoxylaceae. Gene Ontology annotation, cellular component: cytosol. Gene Ontology annotation, molecular function: ATP binding; 4 iron, 4 sulfur cluster binding; ATP-dependent FeS chaperone activity.
CUUUAUGAAAUUGCUACUUGAUGUUUGUACCUUUUGCUGAUAAAUGCGAUGCCGGCAGAGGCCAAAUCUUCUUACCUUUAAGUACGCAUCACAUGAAGAAAUGAAAUACAUAUUGAUGAUAUUUUAUUAGCUGCUUUGAAUUGAUUCAUAUUAACCCUAGAAUUUAACUUUAGGUACCUUUAAUUUGCAGAUAUUCAAUACCUUUUUAUUUAGGUCUACAAAUUAUUAGAUCGAACAAUGUCCCUGGCAAAAGUUAAGCAUAUUCUCUUGGUCCUCUCAGGAAAGGGGGGUGUGGGGAAAUCCUCUGUGACCACCCAGCUCGCAUUAUCUCUUUCGCUCUCUGGAUAUUCCGUCGGAGUUCUCGAUAUCGACCUUACUGGGCCGUCUAUACCGCGCAUGUUCAAUAUCGAAGAUGCGAAAGUUACCCAAGCGCCAGGAGGGUGGCUUCCGGUGACGGUCCAUCCUGCGAACCCCGAGGCCGGUAUAGGCGAAUUAAGAUGCAUGAGUCUUGGCUUCUUAUUACGUGGACGAGGCGAUGCAGUUGUAUGGCGAGGCCCCAAGAAAACUGCUAUGGUCCGACAGUUCCUUUCCGAUGUAUUAUGGGGAGAACUUGAUUUCCUACUCAUAGACACGCCUCCAGGAACGUCUGAUGAGCAUAUUUCACUUGCCGAAACACUGUUAAAAGAUGCAUCACCCGGUCAGGUCGCUGGUGCUGUAGUAGUAACUACACCCCAGGCAGUCGCUACGGCGGAUGUUAGAAAAGAGUUAAACUUUUGCUCGAAGACAGGUAUAUCGGUCGUCGGUGUUAUUGAGAAUAUGGUCGGGUUCGUGUGUCCAAAUUGUGCCGAAUGCACCAACAUUUUUGGAAAAGGAGGAGGCCGGGUCAUGGCAAAUGACUUCAACGUGCGAUUUUUAGGAGGUGUCCCUAUAGACCCUCAGUUUGUUAUGUUAAUCGAAACGGGAAGACGACCGCGAUAUCCUGAAGGGACCGUUAUUGACGGGCAAGACUUCUCAGGGACGCAUCAACAUCGGCAUACCGACUCGUCGCUGGCUGCGGACACGAAAGAGGCGGGUCUACUUGCAAGCAAAUAUCUAGAAUGCUCCCUCGAGCCUAUCUUCAGAAAGAUCACGCAAGAUAUCAUCACAGCCAUCGGAUGAUGUCGGACAUAUUGUUAUCAGCCUAAGUUCUCUUCUCUACCUAGGAUUUUACAUUGAUAUGACCAAAGGGGGCAGUCUUAAAUUAAGAUCUGAUGCAUACACAUGCAGAAGCCAACAGUCAUUUUGGUGGUUGGGCAGCUAUCGUUAUUGCUAGGUAACUUCUACAGGUUCGAUUUAUCGCUAUCAAUCAUUUACCAGAUGCUGGUAGAAAAGCAAGUUUCUGCGGCACUGUUAUAAAACGCCAGCCUACAAUAACCAUAACAGUCUAUAGGUCGUAGGUCGGCCGGCUGGUCAGGGGCGUGGUGGGUGUGGGUGGGUGUUGGUGGUUGGUUGAUAUCCACCAAUGUUGCAGUGAUAGGGCUAUCAAGAGA